AUGGAUAUCUACUCCUCCAAAUUGUCACCAGCGCUAGACAUCGGUGCCGGCUUUUAUCUGCUAGUAUUAGCUGUGCUCUCCAUUGUGGGGAACCUGUUGGUCCUCAUCAUGGCAUUCAAAAGGUCAUCGAGCAUGAAACCUCCUGAGCUGCUGAGUGUGAAUCUGGCCGUGACAGACCUGGGAGCAGCUGUCACCAUGUACCCUCUGGCUAUGGCCUCUGCCUGGAGCCACCACUGGCUUGGGGGAGAUGCUACGUGUGUUUACUAUGGCCUGGUGGGAUUCUUUUUCGGUGUGGCCAGCAUCAUGAACCUGACAGUCAUGGCCAUAGUACGCCUCUUUGUCUCCCUCAAUCUGCAGUCUACCAAAGACAAAAUCAGUUGGAAGAAGGUGAAGCUGCUGUGCUUGUGGACGUGGAUGUAUGCGCUCCUCUGGGCUCUGUUCCCCAUACUGGGAUGGGGCAGGUACGGCCCGGAGCCUUUUGGCCUGUCCUGCUCACUGGCCUGGGGAGAUAUGAAAGAUGAGGGCUUCUCUUUCGUCAUCUCCAUGUUCUCCUUCAACCUGCUCAUGCCUUCUGUGAUCAUCAUCUGCUGCUACUUCGGCAUUGCUAUCAAGCUCUAUUGCACCUACAAAAAGUCAAUCACCAACAGCAAGCAGGUGCCCAACAUUGUGAAGCUCCAUCGCAGGCUGUUGAUAAUUGCUGUUUUGAUCAGUGUAGGCUUCAUUGGCUGCUGGGCCCCUUAUGGUCUGGUAAGUCUAUGGUCCAUUUAUCAUGACAGCAGUACUUUCCCCCCUGAGGUCAGCCUCCUGCCCUGCAUGUUUGCAAAGAGCUCCACUGUAUACAAUCCCCUGAUCUACUACAUCUUCAGCAAGAGCUUCAAAAGAGAGGUGAGGCAGCUAGGCUGGCUAUGCAGAGGCUCUAACGCCUGCCACGCCUCCAAUAGCAUCAACGACAAUGGCAUCUACAUGGUCACUCUCGAAACCAAGUCCCAAGUAGCCCGGUCUACAUUCCAGAAAGAAUGA
This is a messenger RNA of Myripristis murdjan (pinecone soldierfish), 1020 nucleotides long. It is a transcript of the gene opn8b, whose product is annotated as opsin 8, group member b. The transcript is spliced from 4 exons. Gene Ontology annotation, molecular function: G protein-coupled receptor activity. The coding region runs from base 1 to 1020 and encodes 339 amino acids. The record is from RefSeq and is a predicted model, not a curated record. Gene Ontology annotation, biological process: G protein-coupled receptor signaling pathway; visual perception. Gene Ontology annotation, cellular component: membrane. Lineage: Eukaryota; Metazoa; Chordata; Actinopteri; Holocentriformes; Holocentridae.